This is a messenger RNA of Gambusia affinis (western mosquitofish), 8873 nucleotides long. RefSeq names its product neoverrucotoxin subunit alpha-like. The coding region runs from base 6275 to 7813 and encodes 512 amino acids. NCBI's taxonomy places the organism in Eukaryota, Metazoa, Chordata, Actinopteri, Cyprinodontiformes, Poeciliidae. The record is from RefSeq and is a predicted model, not a curated record. The transcript has 4 exons.
UCAACUGGUUGAUAAAUCAGUUACCAAUAAAUUAUCUUAUUAUAAAUGUAUAAAAUGUAAACAGCACUGCUAGAGAUGCAAUAAGUUUAUAGCAGGUGUGAAUGAUCUAAUGAUCGGGCUGCUGAUUGCAGUCAGUCCACAUUGUUAGCAGAACUAGAGGGCCCCAAAACCACAUUUCACUUAGGGCCCCAUGGAGGCUUGGGCCGGCCCUGUGUACGAAUUCUAUCAAAAUAAGAUAAUAAUCAUAAACUUGCAGUCAAGUGUUACACAAUAAGUUGCUAUGCUGCCAAGUUCACUGUAUGGGCUUUUUAUUUUCUCUUGCACAAUAAGUCAGUUGUUGUCCUACCUGUUUAUUUGACAAUGAGGCCACACUCUUCCACUGAAAUUCAACAUGACGGGUGUUAGAAAAAAUAAUCUAGGUUCAUUUACUUAUGAGUUUAAGGUAAUGUUUUCAUAUUAUUAUUUUGUGUGUUUGUUUGACGUCUUUCUUUUGUAGUACAUCAUAAACUGUUUUAGGAUGUUUGCCUGGUGGCUAGAAACAUUUACACAUUCUUGCGUCUUCAGCUGCUGUGGUCAUUAGCUGAUUGUUUUAUUAGCUUCCUGUGAAACUGAUUGGUAAUGGUCAGCCUCGUGUCCUUGUAAGGGCACGUCAACAGAAGGUUCCAGAUCAUCCUGUAGUAAAGGUCUUUGAUCCAUUGUGUGAAAAAGCCAACCUCUUUCUUUGUAAUCAUAAUAAAAGGCAGUUGGGGACUGAGAGCCAACGGAGUUGAUCCCAGACAGUGUUUGACGACGGUUCUCCGUGUCUGGCUCAGCUUCCCUUUUCUGCAGAAAAGCAAUUUGUGUCUCUGGUUGAUUCCUUGCAGGUUAGGAACUAAAAUAGACCCAACAUUUUGGAGGCUCGUACGGGAUUCCCAACAUACAUUCCGCUGACGGAAGGAGAACGACGCGCUGAAACCUGCUGGCAGUCGGGUCUUUUAUGGACCUGUCUAAAAAGUCCUGGGAGGUAAAUUCCUCGCUAGGCCAGCGUUUUAGGUCACUUUCUUCUGUUGGCGGCUGGUUGACGGGAUUCAAACCAAGACAGAGCAGGAAUCAACCAAGUAAGUAAAUGGUCCGGGUGGUUUUAAGUCCCCCGUUUGACGUAAAGUAAAGUAAAGUAAAAAGGGGGCGGUUGUAAGUCCCCCGUUUGUAUAAAAAGCACACAUGAAGGGAAAGGUAAUAAGUGGUGUGACACCUAAAGACAGUGGGAAAAGUGAGUGGUGGGCUUGUUGUGGAUAAUUCUCCACUCAAUCACCCGUUGAGUCGAAGCGAGUAUUACAUAGAUCUCCCAAAUAAAUCUCCACACAGCACUGUCUAAACAGAGCUGUGUGGAAGGGGAGAAAUGCUGUAUUUAGAAUUUAGGAUAACUCUGCAGUUCAAAAUUUCAAUAAAUUGACCCUAACAAAAGGAUACUUUAGCUUAAUUUAAAAUAUUUAGCUGGAGAAGGCCACAAAGUCAGCAAGACAAACUCCAAAUGUGCAAGGAAGAGGAGAAAUAUUUAGGACAUAACUUAAAGUGCAGGAGGAAGAACUAUUAUGCAAGAGAGAAAAACUGUAAUUUUGCAAGAACUAAAAACCCCUGACUAAAAGUAAAUUAUGUAAUUUUUGGGUCUAACAAACUAUUUCAGGAAUUGGGUACCAAAUUAUGUAGAAAUAACUGCACCUUUAUACAGCUUAAUGUAUGAAAACGAUCUCAAAAUGACAUCAUUAUUGAAAUGGAUGGAUGAGGCAGAACAGGCAUUUUGUUCAAUUAAACGAGUUCUUAUGUCUAGCACUGCAUUGGCAUUACCAGAUUACAUAAAAGUCAUUUUAUGACCUCAGUGUUGGUACAACAGUAUGGAGAUAAACAAAUAAAAUAAGAAAAAAACUAAAACAUAUGGUUAGAAACUGUCCUGAAAAACACCACACCUGAGGAUCAGCUCUGAGUGCACCAGACUCAUAUAAUGAAACAUCGUCCCCUAAAUUUAAUGAAGUGAAUGAAAUGGAAAUUGAUCAAACAAAGGAAGUAGUUGCAACCUCCACACACAGCAGCUCAACAGGGUAGAACAGACAAGAGCUGCAGCUGUGUUGUAACUCCUACCCCCACUAGAUUCAACUGACCACCAUAUGAAGCCCCAGUGGCAAAACACUAGUGUGUGUAAAAAGAAACUUUAGAAGUAAGAAACAGAAGACUCCCAAAUUUUUAAUUUAGAUGACAUUGGAACAUAUUCUAUGAUACAAUCCUAAUGGAGCAGCAGAACAGUCUCCAUAUAUGUAUGUUUUUAUCCUUGUACUAUAGGAUAACAGAAGAAUUAGGAGUUUCUCCUGAAAUCCUUAUCAGCUCUCUUUCCUGCCAUAAAACCAUCCACUCCAAAAGGUCAGGAAAGUUCAUGAAGGAGGCGUGAAGCAGCCCAUCUGACUGUAGAGAUAAGGCAAGUUGGAUGAAGUUUUAGUUUCUUAAAAAUUCAGAUAACCAUUUUCUAUUUAGAGCAGAUUGCUUAAGCAAGUAAAUAAAUAGAGAGCAAUAACAUAUGGAAAAUAUUAAAUGUAAAUUUUUAGCAUCAAAAUGCUGAGUCUAAAUUGGUAAACAUGCUUUGUCGAACAUUAGUUAAAAAAAACCUUUAGGAAAAGUUGGUAAAAAAGAAAUUAUAUUUCUUAAAAUGUUUCACGUAUGUAAAGAAAAUAAUAAUUUGGUAUUGUGAUCCUUUGAGAGGACAUUAUCUAGCUAAAUAUUUAAAUUCAUGCUUUGAUGAGAACAAGCCUGUUUUGUCAAAUUAACAUAGAAUGCUUUAAUGAUUUGACAUUAUAGAAACCCUGAAUAUUGGGAAGAACCUAAAAGACAAGUAAAACUGUAAUGUGAAGUGUUUUGGAGAAAUAGAGUCAUCCUUGAGGUUUGAAUCAUGCUGAAAUAAAUUACUCUGUUUGUUUUGAAAGUUUACCUUUAAGGAAAAAGGGCAGAAUUGAAUAUGGGUAGAAUUUUCUGGUAAACUAAUUAACCUGUUUCAUUGAAAUCUUUAUUUGAAGUAGUAGACAUUGUGAUACAUUAGCAGAUAAUGCAUCAACAGGAUGAGAUUACGUUAUGGAUUUUCCUUUUAUGUUACUUAAUUAGAUUACUGAAACUUAUAUUCCUUAAACAAAAAAAAAAGGUAUUUUGAAGAACAUGUCUGAUCUGUGCUAAACAUAACUCACAGGGAGAAUCAAAAAGUGAAAGGAAAGAUAUUGUCUGCUGAAAAUAUAUUCUUAUUUUAAAUGGAUUUGAGUUGUUUUCCAUUAAAAGAUGUUCUGACAAUGGGCUAAAGUAUUUUGAAAAAGAUCAUUUCAAUAGAUAUGGUGUAUUUGGACAAAUUUCUAGUGAUAAUGAAGGACAUUUUGGUUAAUUAACAUGGAAAAUUUAUAGAAAUUAAAGCUUUUUAUUGUGCUACCCAUUUUCAGAGCACUAAUUUAAUGGAUUAAGAAUGGUUUAAGAAAUGUUUAGAAGAAAACAGACAAGCUGUAGACAAAAUAUCUGUUAUUGAUUAAGUUAUACACUAAUCAGUAGGAGUACUCAAGUGGGUCUGAGAUGUGGGACUAUAAUGAUUUUUCCUAAACUUGAUUUUUGUUUUGAUUUACAUCCAUUUAAAAUGACUGUGGAUAAAACUUAAAAUUCUGCUACCAGUAAAAGGCCUAGAGAAAAAGUGGUGUAUCUACAAAAUGUCUGGAUUUGUUAAGUUAUGCAUUAACUGUAAUAAUUACCCCAUGUUUAAUUCUUUUGGAAACUUUGUUUAAGAAAUUAUAUAGAAUGCUUUAGACAAACAGUAAGAUCUAGUUUGUUCAAUAAAAGUAAUUUAGACUGGACUGUUAAUUCACACUGAUAUUCACAGUUCGAUUGACGGUAACUGUAGGUUUUUUCAACUACAUUUGAUCUUCGAUUUUUUUGUUUUGGAAUUGUAUUACAAGAUUUGUUUAAAAUGAAGAUCUGCAUAUGCUUAACAUUUAGGGAAACAUCAAUUUUGAAACAUGUCUUUUGAAGCAGGGUUUCUGUGUUUUCCAUUUGUUGGAGGUGUAGUAUUGUAAUAAUAGAAACGUAAAUUGAGUGGGCCACAUCCACCAUUUAAUGAGCAGAAAUGAGUAAAACUGGACAAGCAGAGGCUUCGCAUGACGAGUUGCUCAUGGCUUUCUACACACAGAAUGCUGUUGUCUAUGAAGAAGCGUGCGAUUGCUUGGAGAAGCGGUUCCACCUAUAUUUUGAGACGAUAGCAGCCACAGUUGGAACGAGCGGUGGAGAAUUCACUCCGACACAGAGUGAAUUGAAGAUUGUGUUGAAAACACAAAUGGACAAAUGAAUGAUGUCCCUGGAAAAUCUGAUUUCUGUUUUGUCAUUGCAGUUUUGCAGCUGUUCUAGCGUCCUGUGGAUGUGGUCUCAUUCAAAGUUUGCGUUCUUUGAUAAAAGAGUAAAGUAAUUUCACCUGAUGGAAAAUAACAAAGCCCAAAUUUACCCUUUUAAUUUAAGCCAUUGUUUGAUUAUGCUGACACUGAUGACGAUGACACUAGAGAAUGUUGUACUUAUAUUUCUGAUGCUAAUGAAACCCAUAUUGAUGAAGCAAUGUCUGCCUUAUAAAACCUGUAACAGGCCAUGUCUCAGGAUGCUGUGCCCUCACGAGAGGAAUUUCUUUCUUAUAGCUUAUAUUUGGACCAGGGUGGCAUCUGCUGUUGAAAUUUAUGUCUCUUAUUUUUAUUCUUUUCUUGUUUUGUAUUUGUACUGCCUGAAUAAUCCCAUGUCCAAAAUCAAUGAUAGUUAAAACUGUUGGAAAAGUUAUGUAUCAGUAUCAACCUGUUGCCUCCAUCUCUGAAGGAAACCCCGAUGUCGGAUGCUUAUUGAAAAUGUGCCAGUAAGAAAUGUAUUUCUGAUGUUUGUGUUGGACUUCAAAAUAAUAAUAUGAAAAACAGGAGGGAAUGUUAGAAAAAAUAAUCUAGGUUCAUUUACUUAUGAGUUUAAGGUAAUGUUUUCAUAUUAUUAUUUUGUGUGUUUGUUUGACGUCUUUCUUUUGUAGUACAUCAUAAACUGUUUUAGGAUGUUUGCCUGGUGGCUAGAAACAUUUACACAUUCUUGCGUCUUCAGCUGCUGUGGUCAUUAGCUGAUUGUUUUAUUAGCUUCCUGUGAAACUGAUUGGUAAUGGUCAGCCUCGUGUCCUUGUAAGGGCACGUCAACAGAAGGUUCCAGAUCAUCCUGUAGUAAAGGUCUUUGAUCCAUUGUGUGAAAAAGCCAACCUCUUUCUUUGUAAUCAUAAUAAAAGGCAGUUGGGGACUGAGAGCCAACGGAGUUGAUCCCAGACAGUGUUUGACGACGGUUCUCCGUGUCUGGCUCAGCUUCCCUUUUCUGCAGAAAAGCAAUUUGUGUCUCUGGUUGAUUCCUUGCAGGUUAGGAACUAAAAUAGACCCAACAACGGGUACUUGAAAGUGUGUCGGUUAGAGAGGAGGAGUUUGUUCAAGAGACAUAAAGGUAGAGAAACCCAGUCAAGCUUCAGAUGAUCACUCUUCCUUCUACGGUAGGUAUUUUUUGUUUGUUUAUUUUUGAUAAGUUGGCAGGGUACAAGUUGUUCUAAAUGUAGCAAUCAGUUUUAUAAAAAAUUCUCUCAACUGUGGUUUUGGCACUAUGACUUGACAAAAGUCAAAGGUAGAUUUGCCAGGAUUAUAGGAUGAGUAAAUACAACACUACAUCUAGAGAGACUUUUUAAAUCCAAGGUGGUCAAUAUUUACUGUAUAUAUAUAUAUAUUUCAAAACUGCCACUGAAUUACCAACUUUAUGUUUAUAUGUAGGAAAUCUGAGAACAUUCUUACAUUAAGGAAUGGAGUGAUCAAAUAUAUUUUUGUUGCUCUUGCAUGUCUCACACAAACAUUACUAUGGUCAGAAUUAUUAUUGGCCGAUUCAAGAGGUCCAGAGGUUUUGUUGCAAAUACGAUAAAACAUUUUGAAUAAUUACAUUCUUAAGUGGAAGAAAGUGUGAAGCAACUAAAAUAUCAAAGCUACUGGUAAUUCAGGACCUAUUAACUGCUACAGCAUAUUAUUCUGUUAAGCAGUACUUUAGAAAUGUUUUAUUGCAAUACAUAUGUUUGUCAGGAAUAUGCUUUCUGCACACACUUUUUAAUUUAAGUUUUCUGUUCAUUUUCAGUUUCUUGCGCCACCUACGUCCCUUCUCGCAAUCUCAGAUCCUUAAAUCAGCUAUUGUGUUCCACUCCCUGACUGGCGACAGAAGGAGGAAGGACUUUUAUGUUAAGACAGUGAUGGAUUCUGGUGUACUGGAACUUGCAGCACUUGGCCGACCCUUCACACUGGGAACACUGUACAACCACUACAAUGACACAAUUGUUACUGAGAUGUCACCAUGGGACCAAGAUGAUCUAACAAAACAUAUUCAGAUUAGACCACACAAACAUACUGAUUUGGACCUGGUUCUUUCUGAUUCUUUGGAGGAAAAAACAUCUGCACUAAGUCUUAAUUUAUCAAUAAAGGCAAGUAUCUUGUUUGGACUGAUUAAGUAUGAAGGAGCUGCGGCAUACCUGGAUGACAACAAAACUUCCAAAAGUCGGGCCAGAGUAACAAUAAACUACAAGGCAACAACCCACGUCAAAGAGUUGUCAAUGUAUCAUCUUAGAAAUUUAAGAUACCCGACUGUUAUUGAUAAAGUCUCGGCAACCCAUGUUGUCACAGGUAUUCUUUAUGGAGCCCAAGUCUUCUUUGUGUUCGACCGGGACGUUUCUGAAGGUGAAAACCAUCAAGAGGUUCAUGGAAACAUGACAAUGGUAGUCAAUAAAAUGUCUCAGAUGGCUGGGGAGAUGAAGGGUGAUGUAAUAAUAGAUCCCAAAGUCCAAGACGCAGAAAAGUACAAAUGUACAUUCCACGGAGACGUGUGCCCAAAUAAAAAACCUACCAACUUUCAGGAGGCCAUAGAAAUCUAUAAGUCUCUCCCAGAACUACUUAAAGAUGGAGAAAAGGCUGUACCAAUAAAAGUCUUCAUGUUGCCACUCACGAGCUUUGGUACCACAGCUUCUAAACUGGUCCGGCAGAUUAGUGUAGGGUUAGUUCUGGAAGUACAAAGGGUGCUAGAGGACUUCAUUGAGCUUGAUGUUAGGUGUAAUGAUGUACUUGGAACAACAAUUGUGAAACAGUUUCCAGAUAUCUCAAGUAAAAUUAAAAAAUUUAAAUCUCUGCUCUCCUGUUUAAAGUCUGAAUUAAAAGAGGAUUUGGAAAAGAAACUCUCAAUCAGAGCAAAGGAGGCUCAACUUGCAGAGAUCCUGAAAAAGAAACGCUCUUCUUUCAGGAACAGUGACCUGAAGUGGUGGCUGGACUGUAAGGAAAAAGAAGUAAAUACUAUAAAGUCAAUCACAGAGAAAAUGAAAAAUCCCAACAUAAUCCCCUCUCUCAACGGCGACCACGAGACAGGGGCAGAUGAAGUUUAUUACUUUGUCUUCACCUCUCUGGGAAGAGAUGAACCAUUACUCUCAGCUUUAUCAGCCUACCUGAAAGGGACCAAGGAAGAUAAUCAAAAUCAGGAUCUUCAUGAUGUAGAAAGGGAACAAUGGUAUGCCUCAAAGGAAAAACUGAGGGACAUAAGGAAAAAAGCAAAAGCCUUCAGUGAUUUUGCAGAGGACAACAAGGACAACCAGAAGAUGAAAUUCCUAGUAGUGGGCUUAACAGAUGAUAAAUAUGAAGGUUCAACCAUCUACCUUUAUAAAAAUGGCACAAUUGUCAAUAAGAACUAUGAGCUUCCCUCAAAGCCCGAAACUCCGAAACUCCAAUUACACACCAGUGUGUCAUCCUGAUCUGUGAAUGUCUGAUAAAUCGGCCGGCCAAUAAAUUGGUGCACCCCUACUUUAGACCUCUCCUAAGACUCAGUGAACCUUGGUCUGUCUCUGAGCGUCUGUCCUAAAACAGACCUAAUGGACCUAAUACCCAUCACUGUGAGCUGUAAAGAAAUGGUAGAGUUCAGAUUUAAUAUUUGUUUCUAAAUACUAAUUUGGGGUAUGCCUACUUGGUUGCACAAUAAUUGUAUUUUGUGUGUAAGAUAUAUGGGUAGCAUGAAACUGUAGUUUCCAUAAACAACUUGUUUAAAUUUUUUUGCACAGACUAAUGAUGGGCAGAAUGGCCUUGGUUAUGUUUCUGUUUUGAUGUUUAUAUUGUGAAAUUGCUGGCUACAGUAUGUUUUAUUUAGUGUGAUGAGCAUACAACACUUUUAAGAUUUUUGAAUGGGAAAAAAAACCAAACAUUUGUCUUUUAAUUCAUAUUGAUUUACAUUAUCUAUCAUAGGAAUACAGGUGCCCUUUGGCAUGUAUUGAUGUAUUUAGUAAUUUUUAUUAUGAUUUUUGUCCCUGUCUCCAGUCCAGGGUGUUUGUUGUUGUUUUGUUGUUUUCUUUAAGCUUCACACACUUCAGUUUGUCAUAACUACACUGGCUCUGCAUGUGUUUGUUGUGUUUUUUAAAAUAAAAGUGCUAACAUAAUAAAAAAUCCACGUAAUAUAAUUUGUUACUGUGUGACUGAAAGUUCUCACAUGAGGAGAAUUAAUAAUAUAUGGUGGUGCAUGUCAGAUGGGUAGGUGUUCAUGAGUUACCUUACUGAAAUAGAGGGGGGUUCACCUCUUGAAUGGCCCUUGUGAAAAAUAAACGUACUAAGUAUAUUAAAUCUUAGCAUACUUGAAGCCAGACUAAUAAUCUGUAUACUGCAAGUUUGUUAAGUAUUAUUUAAGCAUGUUAUUUGUUAUUUUGGAACAACUCAUUUUGUACCAAAUGUAUUUUAGUUGUAAUUAAAUCACAAUUUGAAUGUACUAAUUGUUCUACUACAUUUAAUUGUGAAACAACUACAAGUAUACUUUGCACACUUUAAGUA